Oncorhynchus nerka (sockeye salmon) is the source of this 658-nucleotide messenger RNA. RefSeq names its product ribosomal biogenesis factor (gene rbis). Gene Ontology annotation, biological process: ribosome biogenesis. The coding region runs from base 114 to 410 and encodes 98 amino acids. Lineage: Eukaryota; Metazoa; Chordata; Actinopteri; Salmoniformes; Salmonidae. Gene Ontology annotation, cellular component: nucleolus. The transcript has 4 exons. The record is from RefSeq and is a predicted model, not a curated record.
UGUCCUCGGGAGCACUGAUUGGUUCAGAUUUUAGUCGCAUCUAAAUUGCGUCAAGCUCCGUUGCUUCAACACGUUUUACAUUUGCCGAUAGUCGUCCACUUCUUGAGGUUAUCAUGGCGAAGAAUAAACAAAAAGGCAAAAAGCAGCAGAAUGUUUUCCGAGUGACCAACAAACAGACAAAACAAAAGAACAAGGCAAAACCUGUCACUUCAACUCUCAAACACAUCAAUAAAGUGAAGAAUGAGAAGGUGGAGAACCUGAAUAAAAUAUUUACAGAGGUCCAACGGGAUGUCAGAAGUGUAUCAAAAUGCACUGCUCCGGUGCCCAGAAAGCCAACUCCGGUUGUCCGUGAAGCACCGAAAGAGUCUGCGAAUGUGGACGGCGCUGCCCAGCUGUUCUCUCAGCUAUAGUGCGGAUUGGCUGCAUGAAAUGAAAUCUAGUUACAAUUCGAACAGUCCACAUUGCCCCAAUAAAUUGUGUAGAACGUAAUAUGACUAUCAUGAUGACGAUAUGUAAAUAUGGUGAUAUAUAAAAUUAAAAAAGUGUGCAGAUAUUCGAAGAAUGUAAAGGAUGAAUUUGUUGAGAGGUUGACACAUGCUGUAAAAUGAUAGAUUCCCCGUUGGAUACAUCUGCCAAAUAUAAUGAUCAACAACCUUAA